Cheilinus undulatus (humphead wrasse) is the source of this 2369-nucleotide messenger RNA. RefSeq names its product guanine nucleotide-binding protein subunit beta-4. The transcript has 10 exons. NCBI's taxonomy places the organism in Eukaryota, Metazoa, Chordata, Actinopteri, Labriformes, Labridae. Gene Ontology annotation, biological process: G protein-coupled receptor signaling pathway. Gene Ontology annotation, molecular function: signaling receptor complex adaptor activity; protein binding. The record is from RefSeq and is a predicted model, not a curated record. Bases 341 to 1363 code for a protein of 340 amino acids. Gene Ontology annotation, cellular component: cytoplasm; heterotrimeric G-protein complex.
UUGGUUGGUGAAAAUUUUUAGUCUAAUCUGAGUCUUGUUGCGCUCGCUUCUGGCACUUCAAACCGGUGAAAUUGACUCAAAAUUAACAGGGCCCCCUCUAUGAUUUCUUUCACAGCUGGGAACAUGGUUGUCGUGUGAAAACAUACCGGUGUAACUUGGGUUGGAAGGACAGACAGAGCCCUAAAGCCUGUUUCAGGUGUCAGCUGGUAAACCUUGUGCGUGCGUGUGAGAGUGUGUGGGUGUGUGACAGAGAGAGUGUGUGUGCUUGCAGGCACGUGUGUUUUCCCGGUCCAGUCAGUAUUUGGAGCGGAGCGUGGCCUGAACUCAUCACAGAGGGACAAUGAGUGAGCUGGAACAGUUGCGGCAGGAAGCUGAGCAACUACGCAACCAGAUCCGGGAUGCCAGGAAAGUUUGCAGUGACUCAACCCUGUCACAGAUCACAGCUGGUCUGGACUCAGUGGGCCGGAUACAGAUGCGGACACGACGCACCCUUAGGGGCCACCUGGCCAAGAUCUAUGCAAUGCACUGGGGGAGCGACUCCAGGUUACUUGUCAGUGCCUCACAAGAUGGAAAGCUAAUUAUCUGGGACAGCUACACGACAAAUAAGAUGCAUGCCAUCCCUCUUCGCUCUUCAUGGGUAAUGACGUGCGCCUACGCCCCCUCUGGGAACUAUGUGGCCUGUGGGGGGCUGGACAACAUCUGUUCCAUUUACAGUCUAAAGACCCGAGAGGGUAAUGUGCGGGUCACCCGAGAGCUUCCAGGACACACAGGUUAUUUGUCCUGCUGUCGUUUUCUGGAUGACAACCAGAUCCUGACCAGCUCUGGAGACACCACCUGUGCUUUGUGGGACAUUGAGACUGGGCAGCAGGCCACCAGCUUCACAGGCCACACAGGGGACGUGAUGAGUUUGUCUCUUAGCCCAGAUUUUAAAACCUUUGUGUCUGGAGCCUGUGACGCCACAUCCAAGCUGUGGGAUAUCCGUGAUGGCAUGUGCAGGCAAUCCUUCACCGGCCACGUGUCUGACAUUAACGCUGUCGCCUUUUUCCCUAAUGGAAACGCCUUCGGUACAGGCUCAGAUGAUGCCACCUGCAGGCUUUUUGACCUGAGAGCUGACCAGGAGCUGAUGAUGUACAGCCAUGACAACAUCAUUUGUGGCAUCACCUCAGUUGCUUUCUCCAAAAGUGGCCGACUACUCCUAGCAGGCUACGAUGACUUCAACUGCAAUGUCUGGGACACUCUGAAAGGCGAGCGUGCAGGUGUGCUAGCUGGCCACGACAACAGAGUGAGCUGCUUAGGUGUGACAGAGGAUGGCAUGGCUGUGGCCACCGGCUCCUGGGACAGUUUCCUCCGGAUUUGGAACUAAAACAGACCUCCUCCCUGUUGUACUCAAUCACUGCCUGCCUACUUCCCUGCCCACAACUCACCCCACAUAUCCCAACUCAUCGGCUGGGCUGGACUUUUUGGUGCACACUGUGUCGGCCCAAAUCCUCCUGCUCACCCCGACCAGCCCACCUGUGAGAAAGUAACAGCUCUUUCUACCUUUCCAAGUGACGUUUUUUCACCUAGCUAUAACAAAGAAAGAAAAUUUUGAGCCUCUAGGAGUUUCCAAUCAAAAUCAGCCUGAGUUAUGAAAAACUGAAGGAAAAAUUUAAUAUUUUAUCCCAAUACCAAUUUUUGUAGUAAGAGAUAAAAAAAAAACUUAACAUGACAACAAGCAAGAUGACCAUUGGUGUUUCAUAUGUAAAUGUAAAUAUAAAGACAGUAUAUAUGUAUAGCAUUAUGUGUGUAUAUAUGCAUCAUAUAUGCAUAUAUAAUGUGUAUGUAUAUAUUUUUGUAGUUAAUUUCCCACCCUUGUGUUUUUUUUAAUGAUUUUAGGGAUGUUUUUUUUGUUGUAAAUGUACAUAUUCACCUUUCUUUAAAACAUAGUGCCAGAAGCUUUUAUGAGAUUCUGCAUUAGUAUCACAUUGAGUGCCACUUUUAUAAUUCAGUGAAGGCAAUGUAUCAAAAUGACCUCUGAUUUAGUUUAGCUUUCUCAUUCAGCUACAAAGAAGGGUGUUACAAGUAAGAAAAAGGUUUUGCAGGGUUAUUAUCUGACCCAGCUGAUCUCACAUUCCUCAGAUGUAUGUCUGUGUGUGUUUCAUGUCACAGACAGUGACAUGAAACCCAUUUAUCCUGAUUUUAAAAAUGAUGCCCUACCCUAUAUGAAUGAUAGCUGUGAUGGUAUUAUUUUAACAAGACCCCUGGCUUUUCUCACCACAGUAUUUUUUGUCUGGACAAACAGUGAUUAGUGAGAGAGCUUCAACAUCAACAAGCAGUGCUUUAAAGGGAUACUUCAACAUUUUGGCAAAUUCGCCCAUUGCCAUAAUUCC